CGCUCUUUCGCUGCGAGCCCCGGCCGGUGUCGCCGCGCAUGGUACUGGCAGCAGCCAUGAGCCAGGACGCGGAUCCCAGCGGUCCGGAGCAACCCGACAGAGAUGCCUGCGUUGUGCCUAGUGUUCAGGGGGGCCCUGCGCCCCAGGGCCAGCGAGGGAUGCAGCCCCUGCCGCCACCGCCACCACCACCGCCACAGCCUCAAGCCAGCCUGCCUCAAAUCAUCCAAAAUGCUGCCAAGCUCCUGGACAAGGGCCCCUUCUCAGUCAGUAACCAGAACCCUCUGCUCCCUUCGCCAGCCAGCCUCCAGCUGGCCCAGCUGCAGGCCCAGCUCACCCUCCAUCGGCUGAAGCUGGCACAGACAGCUGUCACCAACAACACAGCGGCCGCCACGGUCCUGAAUCAAGUUCUCUCCAAAGUGGCCAUGUCCCAGCCUCUCUUCAACCAGCUGAGGCAUCCGUCUGUGCUCAGUACCCCACAUGGACCUACUGGGGUUUCCCAGCAUGCUGCCACCAUACCUAGUACCCGAUUUCCUUCCAAUACAGUUGCCUUUUCACCCCCUAAUCAGGCACGAGGUCCGGGACCUUCUGUAAACCUCCCCAGUCAGCCCCCCAAUGCUGUGGUGGUACACCCCUUCAGUGGGGUGAUGCCUCAGACCACUGCCCAGCCGGCAGUCAUCCUGGGCAUUGGAAAGGCUGGGACAACCCCAGCUACUGCGGGGUUCUAUGAGUACGGCAAAGCCAACCCGAGCCAGGCCUAUGGUUCUGAAACAGAGGGUCAGACUGGCUUCUUGCCAGCCUCGGCCUCGGCCACAGCAUCAGGUAGUGUGGCCUAUGAAGGGCACUACAGCCACGCAGGGCAGGAUGGCCAAGCUACCUUCUCUAAGGACUUCUAUGGACCCAAUGCCCAAGGGUCACAUGUAGCAUGUGGGUUUCCAGCUGAACAGGCUGGGGGCAUGAAAGGGGAGGUUGGUGGGCUGUUGCAAGGUACGAACAGUCAGUGGGAGAGCUCCCCUGGAUUCUCUGGCCCAAACAAGCCUGACAUUGCAGCAGGACCCAACAUGUGGCCCCCGCCUGCUAGCCAGCCCUAUGAGCUCUAUGAUCCUGAGGAGCCUACUUCAGACAGGACCCCUCCUGCCUUUGGAGUUCGGCUUAACAACAGCAAGCAGGGGUUCAGCUGUUCCCGGCGGAGGGCCAAGGAGGAGCAGACGGUGCUGUCCGUGAGACCUCUGCAGGCUCAGGAGCUGAAUGACUUCCACGGCGUGGCUCCGCUCCACCUGCCACACAUCUGCAGCAUCUGUGACAAGAAGGUGUUCGACUUGAAGGACUGGGAGCUGCAUGUCAAAGGGAGGCUGCACGCCCAGAAAUGCCUGCUCUUCUCUGAAAGUGCUGGCCUCCGGUGUAUUCUUGCAUCAGCAGAGGGGACUCUGUGCUCCUCCCCAAACAGCACAGCUGCUUAUAACCCCACUGGAAAUGAGGAUUAUGCCUCAAAUCUUGGAACACCGUAUGCAGCCAUUCCAAGGGUCUUUGCUCAGUCAAACCCCACCUUUCCUUCGGCUCCCUCAGGGACAAAUUUUGCACAGAGGACCGGCGCUGGACGAGUGGUGCACAUCUGCAAUCUCCCGGAGGGCAGCUGCACUGAGAAUGACGUCAUCAACCUGGGACUGCCCUUUGGCAAAGUCACUAAUUACAUCCUCAUGAAGUCGACGAAUCAGGCUUUUUUAGAGAUGGCUUACACAGAAGCUGCCCAGGCUAUGGUCCAGUACUACCAAGAAAAGUCUGCUAUGAUCAAUGGAGAGAAGUUACUCAUUCGGAUGUCCAAGAGAUACAAGGAGCUGCAGUUGAAGAAACCUGGGAAAAAUGUGGCUGCUAUCAUCCAGGACAUCCAUUCCCAGAGGGAGAGGGACAUGUUCCGAGAAGCUGACAGAUACGGUACAGAGCGGCCAAGGUCCCGAAGUCCGGUGAGCCGAUCACUCUCCCCGAGAUCGCACACACCAAGCUUCACCUCUUGCAGCUCUUCCCACAGUCCGCCAGUCCCCUCUCGGACUGACUGGGGCAAUGGCCGAGACUCCUGGGAGCACUCCCCCUAUGCAAGGAGGGAAGAUGACCGAGAGUCUGUUCCCUGGAGGGAGAACGGGGAAGACAAGAGGGACCGGACAGAUGUUUGGACACAUGACCGAAAACACUACCCCAGGCAGAUGGACAAAGCUGAACUGGAUGAGCGACUUGAAGGAGGGAGGGGCCACCGGGAAAAGUACCUAAGGUCAGGGUCCCCCAGCCCGCUCCAUUCUUUGUCCAGCUACAAAGGUCGGGACGAUGGCUACUAUCGAAAGGAACCCAAAGCCAAGUUGGACAAACACCCAAAGCAGCAGCAGGAAGUACCAGGAAGGUCCAGGAGGAAAGAAGAGGCCAGACUACGGGAAACUAGACCCCCUCACCCAGAGGACUCGGGCAAGGGGGAUGAACUGGAACCCAAGGUCACUAGGGCCCCUGUGGGUGCCAAGUCCAAGCAGAGUGAGAAAAGCAGAGCCAAGAGACCUGACAGAGACCAAGAAGGAGCUGAUGACAGAAGAGAAAGCAGAACGGCAGAGAAUGAGACUGGUACUGAGGAACAAGAAGGCACGGAAGCAAGCCCUCUACCAGCGGGCAGACAGCAGGAAGGGACGGAGUCCUCUGAGCCAGAAAACACGAAGACAAGGAAGGAACAAGACUGGGAGAGUGGCAGCGAGGCCGAGGGGGACAGCUGGUACCCCACAAACAUGGAGGAGCUGGUCACGGUGGAUGAAGUGGGGGAAGAAGAUUUCAUCAUGGAGCCGGACAUCCCAGAGCUGGAAGAAAUUAUGCCCAUUACCCAGAAAGACAAAACCCUCCCUGAGAUAUGUCCCUGCGUGACAGGCACCUUGGGUUUGGACUUGGCCAAGGAUUUCACCAAGACGGGGGAGACCAUAGGGAACGGGGAUGCAGAAAGCAGCUUCACACUGCCCAGACAACUGCUGUCUACAUCCACAAGCUGUCCCAAUGACACGGACAUGGAGAUGCCUGGCCUAAAUCUGGACGCUGAGCGGAAGCCAGCUGAAUGCACGACAGGCCUCUCACUGGAGGGCUCAGAUUGCUACGAGGAGGCAAGAGGAGCAGAGGACUCAGAUGUACGUCUGGCCCCUGCAACCCAGCAAAUGUCUUCCCCCCAGCCAGCAGAGGACAGGACCCGGCAGUCCAGCCCUUUUCUCGAUGACUGCAAGGCCAGGGGAUCCCCUGAAGAUGGGGCUCACGAAGUCAGUCCCCUGGAAGAGAAAGCCAGCCCCCCUACUGAAAGCGACCUCCAAGGCCAGGCUUGCCAAGGCGCAUUGACUGAGGAAAACUCCAGGUACCUGGAAGUGAAAUCUCCGGAUGUGAGGUCACCAGAACUCACCGAAGUGGAGCUGAAAGAGCCCCUUUCUUUGCCUUCCUGGGAACCGGAGGAUGUGUUCAGCGAGCUUAGCAUUCCUCUAGGAGUGGAGUUCGUGGUUCCCAGGACUGGCUUUUAUUGCAAGCUGUGCGGCCUGUUCUACACGAGUGAGGAGGCCGCCAAAGUGAGCCACUGUCGCAGUGCUGUCCACUACCGGAACUUGCAGAAGUACUUGUCGCAGCUGGCCGAGGAGGGCCUGAAGGAGAUGGAGGGGGCAGGCAGUCCAAGCCCUGAGGAGAGCGGGAUUGUGCCACACUUCGAGAAGAAGAAGCUCUGAUAUUGCCGCGGCCACUGUCUCUGGAAGGAGAAUGGGAAGCCCGCUGAACUAGGGCCAGUGUGGCCUCGGGGACAGGACUGAGAACAGAGAAGAAGGAGAGCCAGGCAGGACACGGUGCUUCAGCUUGUUCCCAGAGACGAGUCCAGCCCACUGAGGGUCACCAGCUUCCUGGGGGCUGUUUUUUAGUUUGUUUUUCUCUCUUCUUCUUACCUAUCCCUUCUGUGCCAAAGUCUAUUUCCUUUACAUAAACUCCAACCUCUCAGGGAUUGUCACUGGGUUUCAAUUUUUGACUGGUUCUGGCAGAUCAGUCAUGUGGGGCUGGGCCACGCAAGGAAAAAGUCUAACAGUUGCCCUGGAUUUAGAGUCUUCGGUGAACCCGAGGUGGUCUUGCAGUCUGGGUCCUGUGUGUCCCAAGGGGGCUGAGUCAGGUUCCUCUCAAGAGGGGUCUCCAAUGAAUCUUGAGAGGGGUCACCAAUGAAUCAGUUGGCAGAGGUAAAGCAGUUUCAUUACAAUUUCCUUCAGUUGGAUCCCACCAUUUUGAAAAGGCUCCUUUUCUUUUUCAGUUUCUGGCUGGUGCUCUGGCUGGUGCUCUGGCUGGUGCUGGGAAUUGAACCCAGGACCUUCUAUAUUCUAAACAGGUGCUCUCCCACUAAGCUUUCUGCCCCCAAAGCCCUGGGCUUUUGUUUUGAGGCUGAUUCUCAUGUAGUUCAGGCCUUGCCGUGAAGGGUAAUCUUGAACUCCUGAUCCUCCAGCCUCUACCUCUUGGGUACUGUGGCUGUAGGCAUUGUGGUACUGGAAUCAGACCCAGGGCUUCCAGCAAAGAGGCAGAUACUCCACCAUCUGAGCUGCGUGCUCAGCCCUAACGCACCCAUUUUCAGAAAGCCAUUCAUCCUCAGUUAUUCUAGAAAACCACCAGGCUAAUGCCUUAAAGUAAAACUAUAUUAAUUUUAUGGCGCAAAGAACUCAACAUUGUCGAAGCUCUGGGAGGACCAAUCCAAACGUCUUAGUUUAAGUAUGGGUCUGGGUUUGUUCUGUUCAGGAUGGUGAUGUUGGUCUAGAUUCACUUUAUCUAAAUUUGAGGUCAGCCAUGGCUUCUCCCUAUAGCUAGAGGAGGAAAUUGGUGUGGGCCAGGGUGCAUGCUGGGCUCUGCUGCGAAUCAGCCUAAGUCAGCAUCAAGGGACUGGCAUCUGACCUUGAUUCACCCUUGGUGCCUCUACUCUUGAGUACCCUGUAUUCGAAUGAUUUGAAAAUGAUCCCCCAUUGAAGGAGAAACUAAAACACUUGGUUUUCUGGGGACCUUUGGGUGAGGAUGGAGGCCUCGCUUAUGCUGAUUUGGACGUUGAAAUGCUAGGAAGAACAGAUUCCUGAUUCCCGAUGGGGUCAGCACUCCCUUCCCAUGUGGGCGGAAGGGUCUUAGUGGACACGGGUACUAGAAGACAUGAGCUCCAUUUGAGCCAUAGAAUGGACCUGAGGUCAGAGAGAGCCUGGUGCUGUCUCCACGAGUAGACAUGCCUACCUGAAGGUGUCCUCCGUGUGGAUGGUUUGCCUGUGUGAGUUGCCAGCUUGUGUUCCCAGGUAAAGGCAAACAGACUGGACAGGGAUCAUAUCUUCCCCCCCCCCCACCCCAUAUUGCCAUUCUAUGGAAGAGCAGUGGAGAAGUGAUCUAGCUCAACACCAACAUUUUAUCAGGGAGGAAACUGAGGCACAGAAAGGAAAUGAACGCAGACACUAUGAUGACCACGUGUAAACGUUGGGGCCUGUGGUUCUGGCCAGGAGAGAACUUGUGGAACCUUAGAAAGAGAGGGAAGAGACAGGCCAGUCUGGAAAGGAGUGAUGGGAAGUUGGGACUUCAGGAAGGUGGUAUCCAAAGAGUUAAGACUCAAUAGUGUGUCUCAGUCCCCAUCGUUCCCCUGGUGGGCUCCACAGGUGGCACCCCAGCAUUGUAGUCAUCAGCAAAGUCUCCCCCAUUUCUCAGAAAACCUUUGACUUCUGGGAAUAGCUAUUGGCCACAUCCCUAAAUCCAUUAGCAGCUCCACCAGAGGCUGGACCUGUAUUUUAGCAGAAGCUAGACCUGUACAUUAGCAGACGCUGGACACUUUUUCUUUCAGCAGAGUGAGACAGACCUCACCGGCACCACUGGCUCCUAUGUUGACAGCAUUUCUAUGGGAAUUCACAUGGCCCAGUUCUCAGGCGGGGAGACGGCUCCCUCGAUUGUAAGUUGACCUUCUUCAGAGCACUCUAGAGAAGGUCCUCCAAAGGGAGAAAGACAAGGCAGUCUCUACUUUCAGUUACCACCUUCAGUUUAAAGUCACGGAUGAUUCUAUACUUGUGUGUGUGUGUAUAUACAUAUAUAUAUAUUUAUUUUUAUAUAACUCCAUCGGCAUGGUCCUGGCACUUUUUAUUCCUCUGUGUGUGACAUGCAGUGCAGUAGUAAAGACAACCAGGAAAAUACUGAUUUCUUUUUUUAAAAAUUUCUGUUCAGUGUUUCGCCAAUCAUUUUAAAAUGUCUCUCCCCACGGUCGUUCAUGAACAGUUGCUGCCUUACACAAAAGAUUCGUUUGCAUCCUGAGUGGAUGUAUGGAAGGCCCACGUUCUCUUAUGGUCAUGGUGAGCACCUGGUGGUUUCCAGGCUGGACUCUCAGGGGCUUGGGUGAACUUGUUAGUAGAAGCUGUGGCCAUUGGUGUUCAGGUUUCCCAUUCUUGGACAGUCUGAGGGGGUGAUCUGUAAGAUUAUACUUGAACUGGACCAGAGAUUAUUUUGUGAGUAUUUGAGAGAAACAGAACUAUUAAUUACUUUAAGUUUGAACCCAUAAAAUAAAAAUAUUAGAAUUUU
Myodes glareolus (Bank vole) is the source of this 6552-nucleotide messenger RNA. It is a transcript of the gene Rbm20, whose product is annotated as RNA binding motif protein 20. Gene Ontology annotation, molecular function: zinc ion binding; RNA binding. NCBI's taxonomy places the organism in Eukaryota, Metazoa, Chordata, Mammalia, Rodentia, Cricetidae. The record is from RefSeq and is a predicted model, not a curated record. Gene Ontology annotation, cellular component: nucleus.